Messenger RNA from Penicillium diatomitis, 3687 nucleotides. RefSeq names its product hybrid sensor histidine kinase/response regulator. The record is from RefSeq and is a predicted model, not a curated record. The coding region runs from base 1 to 3687 and encodes 1228 amino acids. Gene Ontology annotation, molecular function: phosphorelay sensor kinase activity; protein binding. The transcript has 5 exons. Gene Ontology annotation, biological process: phosphorylation; phosphorelay signal transduction system. Lineage: Eukaryota; Fungi; Ascomycota; Eurotiomycetes; Eurotiales; Aspergillaceae.
AUGAAGCUUCAAGUCAUGGAUCAAGCAGGCUUUUUCGCCUUCCACCCAUCCACAUGUAGUACCGAGCGGGAGAGAAUCAGGGAACUAUCGAGAUAUUAUUGCGCUCUAGGUCGUCCACGACCUUCGACGACGCGGAAUCAGGAUGCGGAAAACUCGGAGGCCGCCAAUGCCCAGCCCAAGGCGCUCAAACGCGAUGAACGGCACACAGCCGGCAUGCUCUCAACCGAUAUCACCUUGACCGCGCUGGCACAGCUCGGCGUACUGCGUCUCGCGGGGAAUCGAUCGUUCGUCUCCCUCAUCGACGGCGGCAACCAACACAUCAUCGCCGAAGCCACGGCAUCCAUCUCGUUGCGCGACCACACCCGGCACGCGCCCAAUGAUGGACUGUAUCUGGGCACGCGCACGCUUGACUUACUCUGGGGAGUCUGCCCGCAAACGAUCGCCUUGUUUACCGGGAGAGACACGUCCUCCGUGAUCGACAAUGAGAAUAUCACCGGCAACCGAACGCGCUACAUCAUCCGGGAUCUUUUGAAGGAAGAGUGUUUCAAAGACCGGCCCUACGUCCGGGCAUGGCCAUUCAUGCGCUUCUAUGCCGAGGUCCCAAUCUUCAGCCCCUCGGGCUUUGUGCUCGGCACCUACUGCGUCAUCGACGACAAGCCUCGCACCGAGUUCGGAGACAAGGACGUUGCCGUGCUGAGUGAGAUCGCAGAGGCAGUCGCGCGGCAUCUAGAGCAUGUCCGCAUUGUCCACUGUCACCGCCGAUCCGAGCGACUGAUCAAAGGGUUGACCAAUUUUGUCAAAGACCAUGCCGAGUUUGACCCCCGGGGGGUGGCCCACAAUCAUCGAUUAGAGGCAAUGGCGAGUACGUCCCUAUCACAAGUCGGCUCGACCUCGUCGGCUGCGAGCUCAGGUCCCGUAGAGACGUCUUUGAAUCAGCAAUUCGGCGGUGUGACCUCUUCCUCCACGAGUUUGUCCGAACAGCCAUCGCCCUUAUUCUUCUCCGGUCCGCCGACCGGGUCGACCGAGCCGUCUUCCUUCAACUCGACUCCCUCCGAGCAACAAUUCUCACCUGAGGAGGAGAACCCGAUGGAUGAUCUUGCAAAAGCAGAUGGCCAGCCCGGGGCGGAGAGCGCAAAUGUUGACUCUCACCCUGCGCUCGCCGAUCGCACGCCUCUCGGAAAUCGACUUCAGCGUAUCUUCCACAGAGCAAGCACGCUGCUCAGGAAGUCGAUGGAUCUCGACGGAGUGGUCUUCCUCGAUGCCGCUCGAACCAAUCCCUCCUUCCUACCACCCGAAGAUCAGGAAGGUUGGGAACCUUUACCCACGACCGCAGUCCCCGAAUAUCCGGUGGUGCCGUAUCCAAGUCCACUGGGUCGAUCUCCAUCGUAUGCUAAACCAUCGGAGACGUCAUGUGAUGUCCUCAGCAAGGCCUUGAAGGUCAGGAAAGGUGAAACUCUCGAUGUCAAGGCAGACAUCACUUUUUCUGAAGAGCUCUUGAAUCUGCUCGUGACCUCAUUCCCCCAAGGGCAAGUGUUCAAUCUCGAUGAGUCCUCGGAGUCGGAAGACUACGUGUCAUAUGAAAAAGGGUUAGACGGCCAAGACAGUCAGGCCGAGCUCAUGCGGAUGGCAACGCAGCGGCUUCAGCAAGUCCUGCCCGCUGCCAACUCCGUCCUGUUCUUCCCGCUGUGGGAUCACAACAAGUCCCGCUGGAUGGCUGGCACUCUUGUGUGGACUCAAGAUGAUCACCGAGCUCUCGGCAUCGAGGAGCUGCAUUACUUCAAAGUCUUUGGGGAUUCCAUCGUCUCCGAGGUCUCUCGGGUCCACUGGGCAACCACCGAGACUUCCAAAUUCGACUUUGUGUCCUCCAUCAGUCAUGAACUUCGCUCUCCACUUCACGGAAUUUUGGCCAGCGCAGAGCUCCUGCAGGCCACGCAUCUGGAACCGACGCAGGAAGAGAUGGUCAGAAUGAUCGAGUCAUCCGGCCUGACACUGUUGGACACCACGGAUCAUUUGCUUGAAUUUUGCAAAAUUAACAACCUGACCCAAGUGAAAAAGUCCCGCAAGAAGGACGGUAAGAGGCUCAAGGAAUCGACCUUGGAAUCAGAUUUCCAUCUAGGUCAUCUCGUAGAAGAGGUUGCCGACAUCUUGUACACUGGUCAAAACGCGGCGGAGAUGGUCUCUCAGACGUCACUGUCAACUUCCGCAACCAAGGCCUCCAUCAGUCCAUUCCCCGACUUCGAGACAACCGAAGAAAUGUCGGUCAUUGUACGAAUCGAGCAACGUCGACCGUGGCUCAUUCGGUCUCUACCAGGGGCCUGGCGCAGGAUUGUGAUGAAUCUGCUUGGCAAUGCCAUCAAGUGGACCAAAACCGGAUUCGUCGAGGUAUCGCUGUCCCGGAUGCGCAAUCCUGUCAACAUCCACAAGCCGAUCGCGCACCUUUCCAUUACCGAUACAGGUAGCGGUAUUGCGUCCGAGUUCCUACGACACAAGUUGUUCUCUCCCUUUGCACAAGAAGAUUCUCUGUCAGAAGGCGUCGGCCUCGGCCUCAGUAUUGUACGCCAAUUGGUGGCUGCGUUCAACGGCCAUGUCAACGUGAGAAGCGAGGUUGGUGUUGGAACGCAAGUUGACGUUUACAUUCCAGUGGAGCUCGUUAACAGCCCAGAAGCAAGUCCAGUGUUCUGUCCAUCACCCGUAGAGCCCAUGCGGGAGUCAUUGCCAUCGCUUCGAGCGUGUUUGGUCGCCUUCAACGGAUAUCCCGAUCUCCAAGAAACCCCGACAGGCAUGUUGAGCCUCGAAUCCAAGCGAAAACUCUCCAUCCAAAGUACGUUAGCCGACGUGUUCAUGUCCUGCUUUGGCUGGGCUGUCUCCCUGGCAGAGACCCUGGACAAGGGCCAGGGAGACAUCGCCGUCAUAGAGGAAGCCGUCCUUCGAAAGGAAACCGAGGGAAUCAGCUCUCUGGAGCAAUUGGCUACGAAACACAACUUCAAAUACUAUAUCGUGUUGGGAAGCAAUGCCCCAUUCUUCGAGACCUUGCUUGCUCCGAAUUUCGUUUGGGUAUCCCAGCCAUUCGGUCCACAAAAGAUCCAAAGUGCCAUAAAUCGGAUCCUCAAUCAGGGCAACACCGACUCUGGGCUAACGGCCGAAUCUCCCAUAUCUUCGGCGGCCCCUUCCGCUCAUUUGGGAACUGAAUCAUCGUCGACGCGUGAGAGGUCAGGUGAAGAGACAGUGCUGACAUCGAUGCGACACGCUCCAGCAUCCCCUACCAAGCUUGUGCAGUCUCCUGCUCUGCCAAUUCGCCCUUCGAACGACCCACAGAAUGUGCAUGUCCUCGUGGUAGAUGACAACAACAUCAACCUUAAAAUCCUUGCUACCUACAUGCGCAAGAUCGGUUGCAGCUACGAUACUGCUUCGAAUGGAUUGAUUGCCCUUGAGAAAUACAAAGCCUCGCCACGGCGAUUCGACUUUGUGCUAAUGGAUAUAUCAAUGCCCGUCAUGGACGGAUUGACAUCGACCAGCAAGAUCCGACAACAUGAAAAGGAGCACAGCCUAGAGUCCUCGUGUAUCUUGGCUGUCACUGGUGUUGCUUCGGAUAACAUGCAACAACAGGCUAUUGCAGCGGGCAUCAAUGACUACUUGAUCAAACCGCUGUCUCUGCAGGGACUGAGAAAGAUUAUGCAUAUUUCUUGA